UCUGUUGGAAAAGUUUGCGUUGAUUGGACAGAGCUGCGCAACGUGACGGCGCCGACACGGACAUGCGCUGUGUGCCGCCGCUGGCUGGCUGCUUCUCUGCGACUCCACCCCUCCUGUAGACGAAGGCAUGGCGAGCACCGAGGCUAGAAGGGAGUGUGAGACAGAGGGCUGCUGCAAGGACGCCAAACUUCAGUGUCCCACAUGUAUCAAGCUUGGUAUCCAAGGCUCCUAUUUCUGCUCACAGGAAUGUUUCAAAGGGAGCUGGGUGUCUCACAAGUUGCUGCACAAAAAAGCAAAGGAGGACAAGAACCAGAAUGAAUCCAAGAACUGUGUGGAGAAGGACAUCAACACAGACCCAUGGCCAGGCUACCGCUACACAGGAAAACUACGCCCUCACUACCCACUAACUCCCAUGAGGUCCGUGCCUGGCGACAUCCAAAGACCGGACUAUUCUGAUCAUCCCAGAGGGAUAUCUGAGUCUGAGCAAUUUCUGAAGGGAACGUCACAGAUCAAGAUCCUGUCUCCUGAGGACAUUGAAGGCAUGAGAGUCGUGUGCAAGCUGGCAAGAGAAGUGCUGGACAUUGCAGCCUUGAUGGUGAAACCAGGAGUUACAACAGAGGAAAUCGACCACGCCGUGCAUCUGGCUUGUACAGCAAGGAACUGCUACCCCUCUCCUCUCAACUACUACAACUUCCCCAAAUCCUGCUGCACAUCUGUCAAUGAGGUCAUCUGCCACGGUAUCCCUGACAGAAGACCACUGCAAGAAGGAGAUAUCCUCAAUGUGGACAUUACAGUCUUCUAUAACGGUUUCCAUGGUGACCUCAAUGAAACUUUCUUUGUCGGAGAGCUGGAUGAAGAAGGAAAGAAACUGGUUCAGACCACAUAUGAAUGCCUUAUGCAAGCCAUUGACUCUGUGAAGCCUGGUGUUCGCUAUAGAGAAUUAGGUAACAUUAUCCAGAAGCACGCGCAGGCCAACGGGUUCUCUGUGGUGCGGAGCUACUGUGGACACGGCAUCCACAGACUUUUCCACACUGCUCCCAAUGUGCCACAUUAUGCCAAAAACAAAGCAGUCGGAGUUAUGAAGCCUGGCCAUGUAUUCACCAUUGAGCCUAUGAUAUGUGAAGGUGGCUGGCAAGAUGAGACAUGGCCAGACGGCUGGACGGCGGUGACCAGAGAUGGGAAGCGCUCGGCUCAGUUCGAACACACCCUGUUGGUGACGGAGACCGGCUGCGAGAUCCUCACCCGGCGCUUUGAGGACAACGGCCGUGCUCACUUCCUGACUCAGAUGUAGGCUGGACCUGAACGCACCAAGGACUGGACUUCCCAGACACCAGAUACCCAGCACCUCUGGGUCUCGAAUGCAUGCACGCACGCGUGCACGCAUGCGUGCUCGCUUGCAUACACAUACAAACACACACACACACGCACACACCUGAAACAAGAGGCAUCACUCCUAGAGCUCAGUUUAACUGUGUCUCUCAUUGUUCUUUGAAUUGAAUAUGGGUCCUCAGAUUAAAUGGAAGUACUUGAAUGUGUCUUAUAUCAAAUGUGGAUUGCUUUAUUAGUGACAACUGUGUCUUCUGAAAGUAAUAUGAAAGUAUUUAUUAGGUUUUGUUUAGUGUUCGGGCUUGACAUUGGGCAUGAUCUGACCUCUGGAAUAUGUCAGGCAGAGUUUUUACUGGCUAGCUAGUUGUUGUCUGUGGUGUGUGGAGCUCAGGGCAAAUCCAACUAGUACCCCAUGCUUUGCUAUUUUUCUCUCAGCCUCUGCUAACUUAAUUGUAUGAAAUUCCCGGAGAUGGACUGAGAAGAAUCAGCAAUAUAGACAGAGGGGGGUUCCAGGAAACUGGGUCAACAAGUCUCAUGACCUCAACAACCAGCAUCUUGAACCUUAUUGGCCUUUACAGCUUAAGCCUGAAAAACUGUAAGUUUAGAUUUCACCCAACAAAAAUCUUCCUCUGGCAGCCAUGUUGGAUUUCUUCAGAGUUUAACAGAUGUAUUUUAAGGAGUAGUUUGGUGUUUUAGGAAAUAUACUUAGAUGAGAAGUUAGGUCCGAUAAUAAAUACUGCUCUCACAUCUGUCCCUUCAACAUGUAACUACAACCAGGAGAUGGUGACCUUAGCCUAGACUGGAUGCAUGGAGAAGUGCUAUCCUGGCUGUGUUCAAAGUAAAAAAAGAAUGCAAACUAGCACCUUCAAAGCUCUGUAAUUUCGACAUAAUAUGUUGUUCGUUCAAUGUGUGCAAAAAAGUAGGAGGAGAAAGAAUAGUAUUUUUGUGGCAAAGAUAUAAUCCGGCACAUAACCCCAUUUUAAAACUACAAUCGUCACAUUUACAAAUUGUAUGGCUUAGCAAAUGAGAUGUAAGGGGUUAGUGACCUUAAAUAGCUUGUAGUUGAGUUUUGUCACCUUUAGGCAGAGCCAGGCAAGCUGUCUUUAUUCUAAGAAAGUCCAAGCUAAGCUAGCUGUCACCUGAUUGUAGCUUCAUAUUAAAUUGAUGUGAGAGCUGUUAAACUUUGCAUCCAACACCUUACAAGAUGCAAAAUAAAAAAUAAAUACAAUUCACCUGUUUUUUGAAAGGAAAAUAUUCAGUGAGUAAUUGAUUUAUUGUCUUAUGUGCCUGUUAAAGGUGUCCAGUAGAAGCACUCUGAUUUAAAUGUAAUAUAACACAUAAUACAUAAAACAUCAUUUUCCAGUAGAUGAAGUCAGAGUCACAGUUGGGAAGGGAGCCAUGACCUAACAGCAGCUCUCUCUACGUAGAUAUCCAGAAUGACAAUAACAUUGAGCGCAAAGUCACUCUAGUGCUGGACUUGUAAAUCCUGCUUUGAGGAAUAUAUCAGUGUGUCUCAUGUUCCCUAUAGCCCUGGUGUAGCAAAUUAAGCCUUAACGUGUAAAUCUAGCCUGAUAACUUAAGGCGCAUUCACUGAUGUUCCCCCUUAUCUCGACAGUCACCAUUUUACCUUGACUUUGGGAUUGUCCCGGUUUGAGCAACAUUCAUUAUUACUACAUUUUCAGAGGACUAAUGGGAUCACAGUUUCUCUUUGUAUUUCUUCUAAUGGAGUAAUAAAUGACUCUUGUGUA
Molecule: messenger RNA, 3074 nt
Organism: Acanthopagrus latus (yellowfin seabream)
Lineage: Eukaryota; Metazoa; Chordata; Actinopteri; Spariformes; Sparidae
Gene: metap1
Product: methionyl aminopeptidase 1
Exons: 11
Coding region: 128-1291 (387 amino acids)
Biological process (GO): proteolysis
Molecular function (GO): metalloaminopeptidase activity
Source: RefSeq, a predicted model, not a curated record